UAACAACACAACACAAGGGAAAAAAUUACAACGAAUAUGAGAGCCCUACAUUUUAUGGAGUCGAGCGAGCACUGGACCCAUAUCAAGAAUUCAAGACAUUAAUAAUAAUAUUAAAAUUCUAAAAGAACGCAAUUUGGGUACCAUGCCCCAAAUUGAAACACACACCAAAAUUCAAUUUGGCGCCAUAAUCACCUCCAAAUUUCCCCGAACAAUUGAAAAAUCCCGCCUUUAAAUUGAACCCAUCAUCAAAUUUGUCAGUAAAUAUACAAUACAAGUAUACAACAAAUCUCUCAGCAUUUCUUCUCUUCUCAACGUCAACUUUUCUGCAGAACCCACAAAAAUGGCAGUUUCUACAACUCCAGUUGCUACUGCUACUGAAAAAAAGAAGGAAAUGGAAACCCAGAAAGAGGAACUUCAGAAGAAGUUGAAGAGGAGUAAAGAUCCUGGAAUUAGGGUUGUUGGUGGAAGGAUUUAUGAUCCUCAGAAUGGUAAAACUUGCCAUCAGUGCCGCCAAAAAACCAUGGACUUCACUGCUGGUUGCAUGAACAUGAAGGGGAACAAGCAGUGCACUAUAAAAUUCUGCCAUAAGUGCCUCCUAAAUAGAUAUGGAGAGAAAGCAGAAGAGAUGGAAGCUCUUGGUGAUUGGAACUGUCCUAAAUGCAGAGACAUAUGUAACUGCAGUUGUUGCAGGAAGAAAAAGGAUCAGAAGCCUACUGGUAUUCUCAGCCACACAGCAAAGGCAACUGGAUUUUCCUCUGUUUCAGAGUUGUUGCAUGUCAAGGGUCCUGAUGUAUGUCAGGAGUUGAUUGUUAAAAACAAGGCGGCUUCUUCAAUGAAAUCAACAUCAUUAACUGAGGGAUGUGCUGUGGUUUCUCCGAAGAAAAGAGGGAAAGAGAACCUAGAUUCCAAUUCUCCAGCUUCAAGCCUUGAUGGCAAUAAGAUAAAAAAAGCCAAGAAAGAAGUAGUGAAAGAGAUCAAGGAAAAGGUUGAAGUUGCUAAAGAAAAUGGUGUGUGUAGCCCCAGAAAAAAUAUUGAGAAGAUUUCUCUUAGAAGAAGUCCAAGAAAAUUCAACAUACCCCAAGAAGUAACUAAAAAGCAAGAAGUUGACAAUAGCCAGAAUAUUGUGAAGAGCAGUCCUAGGAAAAUCAAUGCUCCCCAAGAAGUCCACGAGAAUUCCACAAAAGAUACUAAGGAGAGAAAGAUUAUAGUUCAAGCCGAGCCAAAAGUGAAGGCUUGCAAAAUGACUGAUCAUACUGUUGUGAAUGUUGUCUUGCCCCCUAACAAUAUGCUGAAUAAUGUUGCCAGUAUUGACUUACUUCCUGAGGAUUCUGGACAUGCUUUGCAAUUUCUGGAAUUCUGCUCUACUUUUGGGGAGGUUUUGGACAUCAGGAAAGGACAGGCUGAAUCUGUAUUGCGAGACAUAGUGUGUGGACGGAAACGCAGAGGAAAAUGUUCUUCUGCUGUCCAGUUUCUAACCCAGUUAUUGUCUUUUAUCCUGAAGGAUGCGGAUGAAGAGGAAGAAUCAGUUAACUUAAACCCAUUAAAUGGUAAAGAUUCUUGGAUAAAUUCCCUCAAAAGAUGCCUCGAUGAAUCUGAGCUUGAAUUGGAGGAUUUCCCGGAGCAUUGCCUUAACAAAGGAUCUGAUGGAUAUGAGAUGUUAGAAACCUCACAGAAGCUCAAACUUCUGUGCUUUCUCUGUGACGAAUCACUUUCUACCAAAGAUAUGAGAAAUUGGAUAGAAGAACAAAAUUUGAAGCUUAUUGAAACCGAAAAGGAAGCAAAGUCUAGUCUUAAUGCAGCCAAGGAAAAGGAAAAGCAGGUAAAACACAAGCUGCAAGAGAAAAUUGCUAAAGCUGUUAUUGCGAAAAAUGGUGUACCUCUUACCAUCUCCGAACAUGAUGCUAUCAUCUCGAAAAUAAGAUCGGAAACUGAGCGUGCACGUGCAGAGUUAUUGGAGGCUAUGGAAUUGAUGCCUAAAAAGAGACAAAGAUCAGAUGCUGUGAGGACAGAGCCAGUGUUUAUAGACGACAAUGGUCGUGCUUUCUGGAGACUAAAAUGCUAUGGCGACUCGGACAUACUACUUCAAGAUUUUGGAGCUCCAGAACAAAUUGACUAUAAGGAUAAAUGGUCUACUUUUAAUGGUGAAGAUAUUAAAGUGGUCGAAUCAUAUAUUUCUUCUGUAAGGCUUAACCGGCACAACCGUAUUAAACACUUAAGUAAAAGAAAGACGAAGAGCUAUUCAAACCUCGACAUAGGCUUAAGCUCCGACGAUGAUUCAAACAUCUGCAAAACAUAAUAUCCGAGAUGCAUUCUGGUCUUACUCCUACAUCUUGCUCCAUUAUUCCUCUCAGGUAGCUGAUGAUGAUCAACACUAUUUUGGGAUGACUUCUAAUUGUUGAUUCUUAGUUGUAAAUCGCUGUUUUUAGUCGAAGAUUGCAAAUCGCUAAUCGUAAAUUGUAAUGCUUAGCGGGGUGUUACAACGUUAGGAUUUAGUUUAGCGUUUUCGUAUGAUUGUAAGUUACACAGCCAGUUUUUGUGUAGGUUUUCUGAGGCUUAGAAUUGUGUGGGAAGGUUUCCCAACUAAUGAUGUAUGUAUGAAUCUUUGAAACUUGUAUGAAUCAACUUCAAGCUAUUUCUUGGCACCAUACAUUUUGCAUCAAAAAUUACCAUACACAAAUUGUUAGUGUUACAUGUUUUAUCGA
Molecule: messenger RNA, 2702 nt
Organism: Amaranthus tricolor (Joseph's coat)
Lineage: Eukaryota; Viridiplantae; Streptophyta; Magnoliopsida; Caryophyllales; Amaranthaceae
Exons: 13
Coding region: 341-2296 (651 amino acids)
Biological process (GO): regulation of DNA-templated transcription
Cellular component (GO): nucleus
Source: RefSeq, a predicted model, not a curated record